CUUACUUGUUGUAUCUUGUCUUCACCAAUACGAUGGCUGCAAUAGAUGUUUUGAAUUAAAAGUCUGAAACUUUAAAUGGAUACAUGGGAAACUCAUAAGUGGACGGUCAAUUGAGCUUGAAACCGUCGAAACAAUGGGAUCCCUUACCGUUAUUAUUGAAGGAAUGGAAAGUUCCGCCUUGUUGAAGGAAUUUCCAGUUACAGGGCUCUUGAUCUUGGAAGUGGGGCGUGAUUUGUUAGGGAGGGAAAAGGUGUUGCUGGUGGUAACAGAACACUCACGAUGUGAUGGUUAUUACCUCUCUGCUUGUCGAUUUCGGCAGAGUUAUUGCUGUUCGUUGAGCCACGCUUGCCGUUGCUUCCAUAUGCCAUGCUUGGAAUUUGGGUGGUCAGAGUACGCAGUUUGCUCGAAAUGGGAAGUUCCAGACAGCAGCUUCGUUGGAGCAAGGAGCAAAAAUCUAUAAUUGAAGAGCUUAAAAGGAAGGUCAAUGUCGUAGAGGCAGAGUUGGCGGAAGAGAAGGCCAGAAGAACACCUAAAAGGACAACUACAGAUGAUGGUGUACAAAGUGCUGGACAUCCACAAGCAUUCACUAACAGUAACAGUGCAUUUGUUUCCCCUGGUGGAAUGUCGAACGAGGAAGUGGGUAGAAUGUGCAACACUAAAGAAGGUGCAAUGUCGCCAAAUGCAACGGGUGGAAUGUCCAACAACCAAUCACAGUUGAAGACAUAUGUUAGGAUUGGAUCAAGAAGGCGUUAUAAGAGUCAAUUACUUAGGAUACCAUACACCGCAAAUGUAGUAGUUAUAAAGAAAAAUGAAUAAUUAUUGUAUUAGACUUCACUCUUAGGACAAGAACAUGACGUUGUAAUUAAACCUAUUUCGUUCAAUAUAUGGAACAUCCAUGUUUGGUUCAAUCCAUUUAUGUAAUUCAUA
Molecule: messenger RNA, 927 nt
Organism: Vigna radiata var. radiata (mung bean)
Lineage: Eukaryota; Viridiplantae; Streptophyta; Magnoliopsida; Fabales; Fabaceae
Exons: 3
Coding region: 367-816 (149 amino acids)
Source: RefSeq, a predicted model, not a curated record